AACGAUGCCAAGUACUUGUUGUUGUGUACUUGGAUGUCAUUUAAGAGGAGGACAUGCAUUUCCAAAUGACUUAAAAAGAAGGAAAAGUUGGAUCAACGCCAUGGCCCAUACGCAGAUUGGACGAGAACACGAUGAAAUCGUGGAGUCCAUCUCAAACAGCUGUUGUUUGCAAGGCACAUUUUACUGAAAAAGACUACGUGCAGGAAACUAUUCAUGGGCACAAACCCACCAUACAGAGACUUAAGUCUACUGCCAAUCCCAGCCUAUUUUCCUGGACCAAGCAAGAGACUGAAUCGUCCGCAAAAAGAAAAAUCAGGGCAGUUUCCUUCGAAAACAAAAGAACUAAACUUGAUGAAUAUUGUAGUAGAAAUCUAGAGGAAAGUUUUGAUUGUAAAGUUGGUUUUCCUGAAGAAGUAAUUCAUACUGCAGACAGGAUUUAUGACUGUCCACCACCAACUGCCGAGCUAAUGUUGAGCUUCACAGAUGGAAUUACGCAAACACCAUCAAUGCCUAUAUUUUCAGCAGAGAAUUUUGAAAUGAAGACACGUGACACAGCCAUGCAUUUUUAUACCAGUUUAGAGUUGUAUACUAAAUUUUUAUUUGUUUUGAACACACUUGGUCCAACAGCACAUUGUUUGAGAUACAUAUAUUUUCAAAUUGAUAGGGUGUCAUUUGAAAAUCAGUUUUUUUAUGACUUUGAUGAAAUUGAUGCAUUAUACAACCAACUUUGAACUGUCUAGAUUCUAGAUUGAAACUAGUGUUAAGAAUAUUGUGUAAACAUGGAUUGUUUUUA
This is a messenger RNA of Mytilus californianus (California mussel), 793 nucleotides long. RefSeq lists its product as uncharacterized. The record is from RefSeq and is a predicted model, not a curated record. The coding region runs from base 132 to 731 and encodes 199 amino acids. Lineage: Eukaryota; Metazoa; Mollusca; Bivalvia; Mytilida; Mytilidae. The transcript has 2 exons.